This is a messenger RNA of Anolis sagrei ordinatus, 5188 nucleotides long. Its product is annotated as KIAA1958 ortholog. The record is from RefSeq and is a predicted model, not a curated record. NCBI's taxonomy places the organism in Eukaryota, Metazoa, Chordata, Lepidosauria, Squamata, Anolidae.
GGCCAGGGCUUGGGUUUCCGGUGGCUGAUGCUCUGCUCUCUUUCUCUUUCCCUGUGCUUGCCUCUCUCUGUCUCUCUAUCACAGAGCCUUUAAUAUAAUCUCAACCAGGGAAGGAGCAGGAGGAGGAGGAGGAGGAGGGGAGCUUUCCAGCCCAGACACACACACACAGCGAGACAUUGUUAUUCAAGGAGGAGCAACACACACACACACAGACACAGAGGGAUCCUCCAGGGCCAGGGGGUGCCUGACACUUUCCCUUUCCUCCUAGACACAACAACAGCACACUCCUCCUGGAGUAGCCUAAACAAUCCCAGGCUCAUCAUCAUCAUCAUCCCCUCGCCAUCUAAUAUUACGCAGAGAGCACGGGCUCCUCCUCCUCCUCCUCCCAUCCCAUAACACACACAGACAGACACACACACACACAGGGCGCCUGGCAUUCCUAUGGAAGGACACGUGCAGAUGGAUAAAUGGAUGGUUUUGCGGUUAAGGUUGUGGUUUAUACCUGAAGAAAUCCGAGUCGAAACCCGAGUCCAAUUGUCCAGCCUGUGUUAGACUUCCUAGGUGUGCUCUGGAACAAAGGUGCUGAGGCUGUACCAUGGAGGACUGCCUUCACACUUCUUCUGAAAACCUCUCCAAACUGGUCAGUUGGGCUCACAGCCAUGGCACCAUCUGCAGCCUCAUCCCGAAUCUGAAGCACCUUCUCUCGGAGGGCUCCCAUGGCAACCUGACAGCCAUGUGGGGCUGCAGUGCAGGCCAUGCCUACCAUUGGCCUCUGACGGCAACGUGUAGGGCUGGCUCUCAAGAAAGAGUUUGCUUCCAAGACAGCAGGAGCUUCAAUUCAGACAGCCCCAGUAUUAUAGGUGUUGCUUCAGACACUCAAACCAGCCCUGUGGAGAGAUAUUCUGGGCGGGCUGGAAAAACAAAGCUGGACUGCAACCGAACUAGAGACUCCUGCGAUUUCUCCUAUUGCAGUGAACCUUCUGAACUUGAUGAAGCAGUCGAGGAAUAUGAAGAUGAAGCCACUCUUUUUGACAUGGUUUGUGAGUCCUCGGUGACAGACGAAGACAGCGAUUUUGAAACUCACCCUCAAAGAUCUCAGACACGUUCCCGCAAAAGAUUGGGCCCAGGUCCCUCUUCCUCAUUCCAUCCAGGUUCCCGCUCCCAGGCAAUCGGCACAGACAGCAACGAUGUGCUGGUCAAGAAAAUCAAACAAGAACUCCCUGAGGAUUAUUACAUUGUGGCUAAUGCAGAAAUUACUGGUGGCAUUGAUGGGCCUGCAUUGUCUCUGACACAGAUGUCAAAACCAAAAGCUCACCCAGGAGCCCCCUACCCCAUGGCAUCUAAGCCCACCCCUCAAGCAACAGUGCCACUCAGUGCUGAACUUGAGUUGCAAAGUGUCUCUGCUUCUUCGCCCGUCAUGUCAAGGGCAACUGCUCAGAAGCCUCCCAAGGGGCCUCUGGCAUCGCCCAGCAGAGGACCUGGCAACACGGCGGCAGUCAACCCACAGGUAGCCCUCCAGAUGCCCGCCAGCACUUCCAAUGCUGGCAAACCCAUAAGCAUUCCCUUAUCAGCCUUGCAGCUCCCUGGGCAAGAAGAGCAAGCGGCCUCAGAAGAGCUCUCCCAGCCCUUGCCAAAUCAAGAUCCCAGCGAUGUAGCAUUAUCGCCUUCUGUUAGUAUAGAGCCGGAGGUUAGCUCUAGCCAGCAGCAGUCGAACACAGCUCCCGUCAUGCCCACCGAGGCCAUGGCACAGACAAUACCAGACCAAGAUGAGCGAGCGGCAGAACUGAGCAGAGAGCAAAAUGAAAAAACUAUUCGCAGUACCCAGACAGCACUCCGCAACUUCAGGGAGUUCCUCAUUGCUAAGUAUCCUUCAGAAACCCGGGAGAUCUACGUAAUUCCUUGUAAAGAGCUGGAUGCGUACCUAGCAUCAUUCUUUGUUGAUGCCCGACAGAAGGACGGUUCAGAAUAUGAGCCAAAUAGUUUGGCCAACUACCAAUGCGGGCUGGAAAGGUAUCUCAAGGAGCACAGAUAUGGAUACAGUAUUACCAGGGACAAGGAAUUCAAGAGGUCUCAAGAAGCACUUAAGCAGAAACAGAUGGAACUGAGAUGCAAAGGGAAAGGCAACAAGCCACACAAGUCGAUGAAACUUACCUUUGCGGAUGAGCUUAUCCUACGCAAAAGAGGCCUGCUGAGCCGAUACAACCCCGAAGGGCUGCUAAACCUUGUUUGGCUUAAUAACACCAAGGCGUUUGGCCAUUGUACAGGCUUCCAUGGGUCGACCCUCAAAUGGGGGGACAUACGGCUUCGGGUGACAGAGACUGGAUUGGAAUAUUUGGAAUGGAUGGGUCAAGACUGUGGAGAUGGGAGUUCCAAAACCAAGAGAGCGGGCACCGACUCCAGGGUGUAUGCCACACAUCAUGCCCCACAGACCUGCCCUGUCCAAGACUAUAAGGAGUAUGCGCAGAGACGCCCCCCUGCCAUGCGGUAUGAGGAUGCCCCAUUCUACUUGUCCAUUAAGCCGGUGGUGAAUCUAGCUGCCCUUCACUGGUACAAUUGUCAAGCCCUUGGUAAGAACAAGUUGGCCAAGAUGGUCAAGACUAUGUGUGAAAAGGGCAACAUCCCUGGUAGGAAGACCAACUUCAGUGUGUACCAGAGUUGUAGCACACUUUCUGAAGCUCAAAGCAACCAGUUGGUACUGAUCUGCAACAACCUAAGCCAGCAGGCAGCUCAGUCAAUGGCGAGCCAUUCCAGCUCUGGCAACUUCAUAGUAACAGCCUCUUAUGACUCUUCUUCAGACACAGCUUGAAAAGAACACUUCCCGAUUGAAGCAUUGGGCCAGUGCCCAUGUGUCAACUGUGACUCUGUUUCACCCUCCUGACUCAUUUCCCCCCAAUGUCAAUUCACUUUAUUAAAACAAAUAAUAUAUAUAUUCUUUUUACAAAUAUGUGAAUAGAAAUAGUUUAGUAUAAUCUCUAUAGUAUUUAUAAUGCUACUAUUUAAAAAAUGAAACAUACUUAUGGGGUGCUAAUGUAAUGGGAAAUUUUCUAACUGGAAAUUGUUUUCAGACAUAUAAGGGAAACAUCACAGUUUUUAGGCACAGUCCACAUUACAAACAUGAACCAGAGUGAAAUUGUCCCAUAUACUCAUGUAUAAAUCUAGAAAAUCAAUCCAGAGCCUAGAUAAACUUAUCCACAGGUCAACAUGAUUACUGUAGCUUGGAUCUCAUCACAUUGAUGAGGUUGUGCAGGGCGAUUUGCGGGACAGUGGAACAAUUCCGAUGCCCUGCCUCGCCCGCAGAGCCGCUUCUCCAUCACGCGUGGGAAAGCGUCGCCAUGUGGCUUCCUCCUGCAUCUCACCCUUGUUCCUAACAGAACAUAGGAAGCCACCUGUGUUCUGGGCACAGCGUUGUAGGAUACUGGAGCCCAAGUUGAUUGACAGAGCUUCGCUGGAAGUGAGCAUAUGUCAUGUGAUGACCAGUGUGGCACUCCAUGGAUCAACUGGUGGUGAAAAAAUUGGCUGCAGUACAAGGUUUCUGAAUGCCACCCAUUUACACAAAUCUAUUACCAACAACAGGCAGCAUUUCACAAAAAGCAAAAUCAGUCUGUUUCGCAAGCCUUGCAAAUGCUCGUUUGUACAUCUAUUUUAUAUACCUAUACUGGGCUCAUGAAAAAAAUUCUUGGGCCAAAAUGGGUCAUGAGUGGAAAAAGUGUAAGACGCCUUGAUCUAGAACAGUGUUUCUCAACCUGGGGGUUUCAGAGGGGUCGCCAAAGAUGAUCAGAAAACACAUAUUUCUGAUGGUCUUAGGAACCCCUUUGGCAGAGAAAGAUGAAGAUCUCUCUGCCUGUCCUUUUUUGGAAACAGAUGGUGAAUCCUCCCACCAAAAGCCCUCCUGCUGUGAUUGGCCGGCCUCUCAGCCAAGGGGAGGGCUGUUUCUGAGACUCCAAGUAGGAAGGUGAGAGCAGGUGUGCCUGGUGCAUUGCAGCGUGGUGCACAUGUGUGGGCGAUGGAGAGCAUGCUAAGAUACGGGAGGCUCGCGCCAGCAAGUAUCUUCAAGGCGGGGGGAAAGCACCCGUUGGUGAGGUUCAGAAUGUUCUUUGAUUGUAAGUUAACUGUAAUAGCCAGCAACGAAAACUCCCUAAUGACAAAAUCAGUCCUCCCCCCAACCCCACCAGUAUUCAGAUUUGGGUGUAUUGGGUAUUUGUGCCAAAUAUGGUCCAGUGAAUGAAAAUACAUCUUGCGUAUCUGAUAUUGACAUGAUGAUUCAUAACAGUAGCAAAAUUACAGUUAUGAAGUUGCAACAACAAUAAUUUUAUAGUUGGGGUCACCGCAACAUGAAAAACUAUAUUAAGGUGUCACGGCAUUAGGAAAGUUGAGAAACACUGAUCUAGGAGGAGUCUAACACACACUGCUCUAUGCUUCCCACAAAACAUGAUGUAUUCUGAACUUUAUACUUUAAGGUUAGCGCCGAGAGUGUUUCACUGCAGUGUACACAAAAUGACAUUUCACUUGCUUUUUUAGUUCAGGAACAUGGUAAUGGAAUAGAUAUGAAACUGACUUAAAUUUCCAGUGCAGGCAUAUUUAUGAAGGCAGCAAAGUUAAUACAUAAACAGUGACCACUGGGAACAAGUUUUGCAUGACCUCCAUGACAGUGGGUCGAAUAGAGUGUGCUGUGUACCACCUAUUCAUUGACAUUGAGGCAGGAAACAAUGGCACUUGACUGUGUCCAAAGUGUGUCAUCCCUUGUUACUUGAACAUAACUUUGAAAAAGAGUGUGAAUUCCCCCACAGAGUUCAUAUGCCUUUAGAAAGAGUGUUAUUGAUUUAAGAUAACUCCUGUAUUUAUGGGUGAAGGGCACAUUAUGUAUAUGUCCUUGCAUAAAAUAUGUUUGUGUUUAGUCAGACUGAGCAGGAGAAAAAAGUGAGGUGAUGUUUACUUAAUGUUUUGCUUCUUGUCAUGGGAAAAAGAAAUGUGGAUUGAUCAACACAAUGAGAAAAAGUGUGGUCUUUUAAAAAGAAGUAUAGCACUCAUUAAUAUGCAAAAAUAUUGAGGCAAAAAGGAAUCUGAUCUGGAAUAUAUUGUGGGAGGGGGAGAAGAGAAUUGGCCCACGCAUAAGAACAGUGCUUUUCCAAAUGGAAUGUUCCUUUAAUCUCCAGACUUCUAGCAUUGUGUUAAUUUAAAAUGCCACUUG